CGCCAGCCAUCUCUAUCCUUUAUUAACACACUCUCGACGAUAUGUCUGGAUUCACCUCUUUUGCUGUCGUUGGUGCUGGCGGAAUUGGCUCUUUCAUCGUUGAGGAACUCCUUCAGUUGAAGGCCUCCAACAAGAUCAAGAGUGUCGUCAUCCUCACCCGCUCGGCGAAGGACAACUCUAACCUAGAUGAUUUCGCUAGCAGAGGCGCCAAAAUCACCGCCGUCGACUACUCAUCUUCUUCCUCCCUCACCAGCGCUCUCUCCGGCAUCGACGUUGUAAUCUCCGCCGUCGGCAUGGGAGGCAUGACAGCCCAGCUCCCUCUCGCAGAUGCCGCCAAGGCUGCAGGGGUGAAGCUCUUCAUCCCCACCGAGUUUGGUAACCCAACGGAUGACCCUUCGAUUAUACCCGAGAAGAGCCCUCUCGCAGUCAAGGUCGCGACCCAGAAGAAACUGAAAGAGCUGGGCCUGCCGUAUGCGUUGUUCUUCACGGGACCGUUUAGUGACUUCUGCUUUGUUCCGUUCCUCGGUAUCGACCUUGAGAACGGUAAGGCGAGCGUCGGGGGAGACGGGAAUGCCUUGAUCUCCUGGACCGCGAGGCCCGAUAUCGCAAGGUUCUUGGCCUACGUCGUCACUGAACUUCCUCCUUCCAAACUCGAAUGGGCGAUCUUCCGCAUUGAAGGCGAGCGCGCUUCUUUCAACCAGAUUUUCGCAGCCUACGAGAAGAAGACUGGCAAGAAGAUCGACGUCGCUUAUAGGUCUGCCCAGGAACUCCAGGACACCAUCGCCAGCAACCCUCACGACUUCGCAAGUCGCUUACACUUGAGCUGGUCAGUGGGACAAGGUCAGGUCGGGAAGCCGGAGCAGGUGUCUAACGGGGCGUACCCGGAGUGGAACCCCAAGGAUGUACUUGCUGUCCUCGCGCCUUGAGCAAAGUGUUGUAUUUAUCUGUGUGUAUGAGAUUUAGAAUUAUACUUGUUUUAUCGAUGACCGUGAUGAUG
Messenger RNA from Stereum hirsutum FP-91666 SS1, 997 nucleotides. Its product is annotated as NAD-P-binding protein. The coding region runs from base 42 to 926 and encodes 294 amino acids. The record is from RefSeq and is a predicted model, not a curated record. Lineage: Eukaryota; Fungi; Basidiomycota; Agaricomycetes; Russulales; Stereaceae. The transcript is spliced from 4 exons.